GUCAGGCUGGCGCCGUGGUCACUCCUUACUGCUGUUUAUUAGUCGAGAACUGAAACGAAUGCUCUUUUUGAAAUCAUUUAAUGCUCUAUGUAGAGUCCACUAAACCGAGUUACUUUUCAGGCGAAGGAAAGUGCUGCGGCGGAGAAGGAGAGGAGGAAGAUGCAGGAGAAGGAGAUGAAGGAGAAGUACGACUCGAAGGCGGCGGAGGCGACCAACCUGCAGAAGGAGUACGACUCGAAGGCGGCGGAGGCGGCCAACCUGAAGAAGGAAAACGGAGACAUCAAAGAGAAACUGAGGAAAAAGGAAGCAGAAAUCAAACAAGUAGAGACCGAGUGCGAGGCCAAGAUGCGGGACACGAACACAGCCUACAACGCCAAGGAGGACGAGGCAAACGACCUGAAGAGGGAGAAGGGAGACCUGAUGCCAGAGAUAGGAAGAAAGGAAGAGGAGAUCAAAGAGCUAAAGGGCCGGGUGAAGAGGGCGCGAAGGGACCGGCAAAGGGGCGAGAGAGAGGCCGGGGCCGAGAGGGAAGGCUUCAGGGCGCAAAUCGCAGGCCUCGAGGAACGCAGUGCGUCUCUCCAGUCUCGUCUGAAGAAGAAUCGCGCAAGAAUCGAGCGCUGACGACGCAGAUCGCAGAGAAGGAGAGCGAGCUCACGCAAGCCGAGGCAGAUCACGAGAAAAGGGUGAAGAACCUCAAAAAAAGGGAGAAGAGGAAAGAGAAAGAGGCAGCCGAGGAGAGAGGCGAGCUUGAGAGCGAGCUCAAGAGACGAGACAAGAGGAUCGAGGACCUCAAGAGGCAGUUGCAGGAGCAGGAAGAGAAAGUGAAAUGCGUUCUUUCUUCGCUGGGAGAUUCUCGCCUCAAGGAAAUGGAGCCGCCCCGAGACCCAGAGGCGCCGGGCCCUGGCCAGCCCUCGGCCGCGGGCAGGAGCUCGGGGAGCAGCUGGCAGCGGCGACACUCCGCAUGCAGCUGCCAGGGACGGGGCGAGAGCAGCGGCAGGCGGGGGAGACAAGCCUCGGCAAGCAACUGGCAGAAAGGGCAAGGCCAGGAAGGCACCGGAGGACGACGAGCCACUGCGAGCAGCAGGCAUGGAUGAGCGUCCGGAGGCAGCAGGCACGAGGGGAAAGGUGCGGCAAAGGGCAGCCAGGAUGGCCGAGGGCGAGGUGGCAGCCGAGGGCGAGGUGGCAGCCGACGAGGCGCCGCAAGAAGACAGCGACGCGGUUACUCCGGAAGACGAGACCGAUGAAUCAAUGUGAUUUCAUCAAGCAUAAUAAUCUGAAAUAAUAUGAAAUAAGUGUGUAU
Molecule: messenger RNA, 1300 nt
Organism: Penaeus vannamei (Pacific white shrimp)
Lineage: Eukaryota; Metazoa; Arthropoda; Malacostraca; Decapoda; Penaeidae
Source: RefSeq, a predicted model, not a curated record